AUCCCCCCUCUCCACCCACCAUCGAGUGCUGGGCCAUCAGCUACCCGCAGACAGUGAACUGCUCCUGGGGCCUGACCCCUGACCCACUGCUGGACACUCACUUCGUGGCCACAUACAGGGAUGGCACUGGGGGGCCCGGGGAGACGGGUGAGUGUGUGCUCAUGGGGCCGAGGAGCUGCUCCUUUGGGGACCUCCAGGUGUUCUCCCUCAGCCCCUACGUGGUGAAUGUGACAGCUGUGAACCCCCUGGGUGCUGCCUCCAGCCUCCUGCCCUUCCUCCUGGAGAACAUCAUAAAGCCUGACCCCCCUGAGGACCUGAGGGUCUCCCCCAUCCCUGGGGAGCCCAAGCAGCUGCGGCUGGAGUGGAACCCACCAUCAUCCUGGCCCUUCCCAGAGUACUUCCCACUCAAGUACCACAUCCGUUACUCCCAGGACAAGGACUCUGCCACCACCACCACCACGGUUGGGCCCUUCCAGCUGACAUCCCACACCCUGCGGGACGUGCGGCCUGGCACCCUCCACCACGUCCAGGUGGCUGCCCAGGACCUGUCAGACUCAGGGGAGCUCAGUGCCUGGAGCCCACCAGCCUCGGGGGCACCCUGGGGACAGCCCUGA
Molecule: messenger RNA, 614 nt
Organism: Acanthisitta chloris (rifleman)
Lineage: Eukaryota; Metazoa; Chordata; Aves; Passeriformes; Acanthisittidae
Gene: EBI3
Product: Epstein-Barr virus induced 3
Exons: 4
Biological process (GO): cytokine-mediated signaling pathway
Cellular component (GO): external side of plasma membrane; membrane
Molecular function (GO): cytokine receptor activity; protein binding
Source: RefSeq, a predicted model, not a curated record